This is a messenger RNA of Dovyalis caffra, 1659 nucleotides long. The record is from the annotation of a GenBank genome assembly. Lineage: Eukaryota; Viridiplantae; Streptophyta; Magnoliopsida; Malpighiales; Salicaceae.
AUGAAACCACUUAGAAAAUCACUUCUUGUACCUAACCCCAAAUCAUCAACCCUCCACAAAGCCCUUGCUUCCCAGUUCACUUUCACUCUUGAUCCAUCUCUAACACCAAAACCCCACAUCGAUGAAGCCACCAACAACCACUUGCCACUCUCAAGCAACCAACAAAGACAUCACUUCAACAAUGAACAGACCAAUACCCUCUUGUUCAAUUCAUUACACAAGCCAAAACCCACUUCAAGUACUUUGUUGUCUAAUCAAAUAAGGUUGUUUUCAAGUUCAAGUUCAGUUUUUUCACUUUCAAGAUGUCAUUUUGGCAACGAACCAAUCUCUAAAACAAUCUUUCAUGACCCAAUCUCAAGUAAAUUCAGUCAAAGAAGAGCCUUUUCAAGUGAAAAUCCAAACCCAGAAAACGUUGUACCAAGCGGGAGCUCACAACCAAUUGAUGCAGGAUCUUCUAUUAGAAAACCAAUAAGUUUGUGGCCUGGAAUGUACCAUUCACCUGUGUCCAAUGCUUUAUGGGAAGCAAGAUCAAGAAUUUUCGAGGAGCCUAAUGAUUCUGGGUCUUCAGCGAGUGAAUUGGUUGCGAAAAGUCCAUCUAAGAGCAGGACUAGCAUUCUUUACAAGUUUUCUUCUGAUUUUAUACUUAGAGAACAGUAUAGAAAUCCAUGGAAUAAGAUUAGAAUGGGAAAGUUGGUUGAAGAUCUUGAUGCUCUUGCUGGAACCAUUUCCUAUAAGCACUGCUGCAAUCAUGAUGGCACAACUAGGCCUUUGUUAUUGGUCACUGCUUCUGUUGAUAGGAUCGUUUUGAAAAAACCAAUCCUUAUUGAUGCUGAUUUGACAAUAGUUGGUGCUGUUACAUGGGUUGGGAGGUCAUCCAUGGAGAUUCAGAUGGAAGUGAUUCAACCCACUGAAGGGACCCCCAAUCCAUCAGACACGGUUGCUCUUGUUGCAAAUUUCACAUUUGUCGCUCGUGAUUCAAAGACAGGAAAAUCAGCUCCUGUUAACCAGAUCUCGCCUGAAACAGAACAAGAGAAAUUGCUUUGGGAAGAGGCAGAAGAAAGAAACAGAAUGAGGAAAAAGAAGAAAGCAGAGAAGAAAAAAGAUCCUGAAAUUGAGGAUAUGGAAAGGCUCAAUGCAUUGUUGGCUGAAGGGCGGGUUUUCAGUGACAUGCCAGCAUUGGCAGACAGAGAUAGCAUUCUUAUACAAGAUACUCGCCAUGAGAACUCUUUUAUCUGUCAGCCGCAGCAAAGGAACAUUCAUGGUCGUAUUUUUGGGGGAUUUUUGAUGCGCAAGGCAUUUGAACUGGCCUUCUCAAAUGCUUAUGCAUUUGCUGGUGCUGCACCACGCUUUGUUGAAGUUGAUCAUGUUGAUUUCUUUAAACCUGUGGAUGUUGGAAAUUUCCUCCGCUUAAAGUCUUGUGUUUUGUACACAGAACUUGAGAACCCAGCAGAACCUUUGAUAAAUCUGGAAGUUGUAGCUCAUGUUACAAGGCCUGAGCUAAGAUCUAGUGAGGUAUCUAACAAAUUCUACUUCACAUUCACUGUUCUUCCUGAGGCCAUUAAAGACGGAUUGAGGAUUCGGAAUGUUGUUCCAGCUACAGAAGAAGAAGCACUUCGAGUGCUUGAACGUAUGGAUGGUGAAAGCUCCCAGAUUGCAUAA